Molecule: messenger RNA, 1102 nt
Organism: Xenopus tropicalis (tropical clawed frog)
Lineage: Eukaryota; Metazoa; Chordata; Amphibia; Anura; Pipidae
Gene: ube2d3
Product: ubiquitin conjugating enzyme E2 D3
Molecular function (GO): ligase activity; ubiquitin conjugating enzyme activity
Source: RefSeq, marked provisional
CUCGCCCGAACACCCGCCCGGCACCGGCAGCAGUAGCGACAGAAUUAUGGCGCUGAAACGGAUCCACAAGGAACUCAAUGAUUUGGCACGUGAUCCUCCAGCUCAGUGUUCUGCCGGCCCAGUCGGAGAUGAUAUGUUUCACUGGCAAGCAACAAUAAUGGGACCUAAUGACAGCCCAUAUCAAGGUGGUGUGUUUUUCUUGACGAUUCAUUUCCCAACAGACUAUCCCUUUAAACCUCCUAAAGUUGCGUUUACAACAAGAAUCUACCAUCCAAAUAUUAACAGCAAUGGCAGCAUUUGUCUUGAUAUUCUCAGAUCACAGUGGUCCCCAGCUUUAACUAUUUCUAAAGUUCUUUUGUCAAUUUGUUCACUGUUGUGUGACCCAAACCCAGAUGACCCUCUAGUGCCAGAGAUUGCACGGAUCUACAAAACAGAUAGGGAAAAGUACAACAGAAUAGCCCGGGAAUGGACUCAGAAGUAUGCUAUGUGAUGCUACCUUCAAGUCUGAAUAACCUGCAUUAUAGCUGGAAUAAACUUUAAAUUACUGUUUUCCCUCUCCCUUUCAGACCUCAUCUACUUACCUUUCCCCACUUCUUUUUUUUUUUUUUUUUUAAUUUUAUUUUUUUUUUUUUUUUUUUUUUGUGCUGCCUCCCCUCAUGCACAUGCUCACAUGGGAAGACUUUAGUUCAGCAUUGGACAGAAACUGCUAUAGACUGUCAAGUAGUUGCCAGAAUACUAUUGCCCAAGAUAUAUAAUCUUUCAAACGGAGCAUGUGUUAUACCUGGCCAACGUCUUCACUUAACUUGGUUAUGAGACUAAACCCAUCCUUCAUUUCUCACAGAAAUGGUGAAGAUUUAGCGCCUUUGGGGAGACUUGUUGGGGGGGGGGAAUGCUCAAUUGUCUAGCAUUUUUGGGUGGCAGAAAUGCAGUGACAACAUGUUUGGUCAACCCUUCCAGUGUUAGAAAUUUGAGAUCACAAGAUGUACUUUAUGCUCAUAACUGAUGUUUUGGGUGGAGAGUUGGUGUUUGAAAAUGUAUAGCAGCAGAACAGAAAAAUGUGAUGUAUUUUAUGCAUGUCAAUAAAUAUGACAAGUGGAAAUUG